Molecule: messenger RNA, 2628 nt
Organism: Cuculus canorus (common cuckoo)
Lineage: Eukaryota; Metazoa; Chordata; Aves; Cuculiformes; Cuculidae
Gene: COL13A1
Product: collagen type XIII alpha 1 chain
Exons: 40
Coding region: 20-1951 (643 amino acids)
Source: RefSeq, a predicted model, not a curated record
ACCUGGAGACAAAGGUGCAAUGGGGAUCCCUGGGCGGCCGGGACUAAAAGGGCAACCUGGAGAGAAGGGUGCUCCAGGAGAAGCAGGCAUGUCUAUCAUUGGGCCUCGCGGUCCACCCGGACAACCUGGAACAAGAGGUUUUCCCGGAUUCCCGGGUCCUAUUGGCUUGGACGGCAAACCAGGUCAUCCUGGACAGAAGGGGGAGAUGGGUGCUGCAGGUCCCAGGGGACAACCUGGACCUCCAGGACAAAAAGGAGAAAAGGGUCAAUGUGCAGAGUACCCACACAGGGAAUACCUAAGUACCACCCUUGCAGCCCUGCGCUCUAACCAGAUCCUUACGCUAAAGGGUGAACAAGGACAAGCAGGAAUCCAAGGUCCCCCAGGUCCUCCUGGUCCCCCAGGGCCUGCCGGACCAGCUGGACCUGAAGGAAUUCCAGGACAGCCUGGGCCAAUUGGGCCACCUGGCAGAGUGGGAGAACCUGGGAAGCCUGGAAGAGAUGGAAAGGGUUUACCUGGGCCUCCUGGACCAAAGGGAGACCCUGGGGUUCAGGGAUACCCUGGCAGAAAGGGUGAGGCGGGUGAGUCAGGUCUGCCUGGAGCACGUGGCCUCCCUGGAGCUACUGGCCCCAAGGGCGCUCCUGGGAUCUCCGCUGCAGGGAUGAAGGGCGAGCCGGGGACUCCAGGAGAAAAGGGAGAUCCUGGAGUCCCAGGGAGGAUGGGCCCCCCAGGUUUGCCAGGGAAGAGGGGGCAGCGGGGUGAGAAGGGACGAGCUGGUGAUCCUGGGCUUCCUGGACUCCCUGGCAUGAAGGGAGAGAAGGGAAAUGCUGAGAAUUCCCUGGCAGGAGGUAAAGGAGAACCUGGCCCACCAGGUCUGCCUGGCCCACCUGGACCAAAGGGAGAAGCUGGUGAUGCUGGCCGACCUGGUGCUGCAGGGUCACAGGGAGAAAAGGGAGAACCUGGUUCACCGGGACACCAGGGACCCAUGGGCCCAAGGGGCCCGAAAGGAGAGCCUGGGAAGGAUGAAAUGGUGGACUACGACGGUAACAUCAGUGAAGCUCUCCAGGAAAUACGAACUUUGGCCUUGAUGGGACCCCCAGGACUUCCGGGAGUGGCUGGUCCUCCAGGGCCACCGGGACAGAAGGGUGAAAUUGGCUUGCCAGGUCCUCCAGGCCAUGAUGGAGAAAAGGGACCACGUGGCAAGCCUGGAGAAACGGGCCCCCCUGGCCCUCAAGGGCUUCCAGGAAAGGAUGGACCCCCUGGAAUAAAAGGAGAGCCAGGCCAUAUCGGGGUCACAGGAGAAAAGGGUGAUAAAGGAGAGCCAGGACAAGCCGGCUCACCGGGUCUUGAUGGCCCCACUGGAGAGAAAGGCGAACGAGGUGACCAAGGAAUGCCAGGACCAUCAGGAUUGCCGGGUCCCAUUGGACUUCCAGGACUGACAGGAGACAAGGGAGAGCCUGGGGAGCGUGGAGACAAAGGAAAUCCAGGAGAAUCGAUACCUGGCCCCACUGGACCCCAAGGCCCACCAGGACCUCCAGGUCUUCAGGGCGUCCCAGGACCGAAGGGGGAAGCAGGGAUUGAUGGAACGAAAGGAGAGAAGGGUGCCCAGGGUGAAAAAGGAGACAGAGGGCCACUGGGAUUGCCCGGUGCUUCAGGUUUAGACGGCAGGCCUGGACCACCGGGUAUUCCAGGACCAAUUGGGGUUUCAGGACCAGCAGGACCAAAAGGAGAAAGGGGCAGUAAAGGAGAUCCUGGAGCUGUAGGACCAAUGGGGCCAGCAGGGCUUCCUGGUUUACAAGGUCUACCCGGUGACAAAGGAAUCCGGGGGGAGAGGGGCAAGAAAGGCUCUAGAGGGUCUAAAGGGGAUAAGGGAGACCAAGGAGCACCUGGAUUAGAUGCACCCUGUCCGUUGGGAGAAGAUGGCCUUCCAGUUCAAGGCUGCUGGAAUAAGUGAUGAUUCUAACCCUGGACUGGCCUGUGUGUGUUACUGUACAUAGGAUAUUUAUUUUUAUACAGUGUUCUUCUCUGAAAUGCCAAAAGUUAUGCAUUUUUACAAAUUAUCAAAAAGCUGCAUAUUUUUUUGUACAGAAAAUACUAGAUCUCCCUUCCUUCCCGUUGUCAGUUCUCUGUAUAAUUUUAUGUCUGCAUUGCGCUUGUUUUGUCAUGGCGUACAGCUGUAAUAUUUACCUGAUAUUUGUGCACACGUGAUGAAUAUAGGAACUUAAUAAAUUAUUGCAUUAAAAGUGCCCAAAGGAACUGCCCUGUGUAGAUUUAAAGGUAAUUUUCAAUUUUUGAGCCGGAAUCAUUCAAGGCUCCUUCAAAAUACUAUGUAUUUUUUAUUAAAGUGAAAUAUUAAUAGUUUGGCGGUGACUAAAUUAAGGUAUUGCUGGAAAAUCUCACAGUAGCCACUGUACACUGGGAACUUAGAGAUUCCGUGAUUAAUAAUUAUCAGACAAGGUCUGUUUCUUGAUCAGAUAUGGACAGCCAAGCACAGUUCCCUGCCAGCUCCUACCAAGGCUGCUUCUUGGCCACACAGGAACAGCAACGCCUUCCCCAGGAGCUGAGGAGUCAGCAGGCACAGAGAGAAUCUCUUGCCCCUGGCUAAAACAGAGCCUCUCCCACGAGCUGGGA